This is a messenger RNA of Rhodotorula toruloides NP11, 2163 nucleotides long. RefSeq lists its product as uncharacterized. The record is from RefSeq and is a predicted model, not a curated record. The transcript is spliced from 3 exons. The coding region runs from base 1 to 2163 and encodes 720 amino acids. Lineage: Eukaryota; Fungi; Basidiomycota; Microbotryomycetes; Sporidiobolales; Sporidiobolaceae.
AUGGCAUCGACUCUCGUGCGCGCAAUGACCUUUGGCGCAGCAUCGGGCGCGUCCUCGUCCUCCUCGCGCGACAGGUCCCAGACUCGCGACCCGUCCUCAUCGCAGGACCGCUCUUCUCGCACCGGCAACGGCAGCAGGUCGAGGAGUAGUUCUCGCACGGGGUUUGCGGCAAAGACGCUCGGGGCGAUGGAGAUCGGAGGCGGGUCGGGGUCGAGCAGGAAGGACGACGACGUACCCGGCCUGUCGAGGAGCAACUCGCGCCUCUUGAGCACGAGCGGCUCUCCUCCUCCCGCUGGGAUUCUCCUAAAUCCCGUCUCGCCCACUCUAAACGGCAUGCUCGCCCCUUCUCCCUCCUUCUCCCCAGUCUACAACCACUCGACCCCUCUCUCAGCCUCGACUUCGAAUCUCGACCUCUCCUCCUCGACAUCCACAACUCCCGGCGCUCGACCAACCCUCACACGCACGUUCUCCGACGCCUCUUCCUCGGGCGUCUCGUCGCACAUAGGUCCGACAACACCUUCCUCCGCACACUUCCCUGGCCCCUCUUCUUCAGCCACCCCAACCGGCGCAACCAGUCCGCCACCCAUCUCGUCUCGUCCAAGCAAGAUCCGGUUCGCUCCGCUGCCGGAAAUCAGGCCUCGGCGGUACUCGACGGGUCGGAACGUGUGGAUUGUAGAUGAGGAGGGGGACGACGAAGACGGCCAACCGAGGCGGACGCGGCUCGUUCGAGUCGGGUCCGACCUCGAGGAUGGAGGGGACGAGUUUGCGCUGGACGAUGAGGACGACGAGGAGGAGGAUGUGGGAGGGGGAAGAGGCGGGUUGAUGGGUGGCAAGUUUGGGAGUUGGAGCGAGACGUUCGGCGGAGGGAUGUGGGGUCUCUCGCCUUCUACCACGCGGAAAAGUCAGGACGAGGACGCGAGGUCCGUCACGAGCAGCUUGGGCGGCGGCGGGGAGUCUGUCAGUGUCGGGAGCGUCGGGUCUGGCGGUUCGGGCGGAGGAGGGUCGUCGUCGAAGAAGCUUCUCAAAGCUUUCGGCCUCAAACCCAAGAGCAAGUCCAAGCACGCCGGGACGGGAGGGGACGACGACUCCCUUACGCGCGUCUCGUCCGUCGAUUCACAAGCUUCCCGACGACUCUCCACUUCCACCGCUGAGGCGCCGAAACCGCGCGGCUCGACGGGGAUCCCGAUGCGCAAGUAUGCGUCGUGGGAGGUCGGUGAGGCGGCGCAGAACGGUCAUGCUUCUGCUUCGUCUGCGGGUGGUGGGAACGGUGCAGGUCAGGCGGUCGGAUCGGGCGGAGGACCGGUUUAUUACGCCUCGCCUGCGCGCUCGGCGAGGAGGAGGGCGAAUUACCCGCCUGUCGCGCAGCGUUCUCGUCGGCCCGCUGCGUCCUCCCACGGCUCGCGCGGUACGAAAGUUGAAGAACCGGCGUUCGAGGAGUGGGGCGUUGGAGGGGUUGGGUCGAGGAGUAAGAGGACUAGUUUUUCGGGCAAGGAGGUGGAGGAGGAGGAUGAUGGGAGUGGGAUGGCGUGGUUGAGGAAGAGGAGGUUGCAGCGGGAGAGGGAGGAGAGGGAGAGGAGGGAGAGGGAGGAGGCGGGACUCGAGGCUGCGGAUGAGGGUGUCAAGGUUGAGGAGGAUCCGUCGGCGCAGAAGGACGAGGAGGACCCGCCCACGCUCGAAUCGGUACCCGCCUACCUCGACGGUGUUCGUCGUCGGACUGCACCGGGACAGAUGCCCUCCCGCUCGGCGACAAUCGAGUCGACCACCUCGUCCGCCUCGACCAUCCGCCCUUCGACGCCCGUACAGCACGCCAGUCCGUCCCUCAACAACAAACCCAGCGGACUGUCUGCCACCCGCCCGGUCCUCAGUGUCGACGUUGCAGACCGCCGCGAAGGCUCCUCCUCCACCGACAGUCCGAGCGGAAGCGGGAGCGACGAGACGCCUAUCACGUCGCCAAUCUCCAACGAGAACGAGGCAGAGGAGAGUGAAGAGGAGGGUGAAAGGGAGGAAGAGGAGGAGGACGACGAUGACCUUGAUGCGGAGGAGUUGGCGCGCGAGGAGGCGCUUGCCGAGGCGGCGAAACGGUCGGCUAAGUCCAUGGGCGCCGAACGCUAUCACUCGGCCGGACACCAAGACGAGCUGCGCGUCCUCGAGGACCGCGCUUGA